This is a messenger RNA of Hyaloscypha bicolor E, 1639 nucleotides long. Its product is annotated as mitochondrial putative homocitrate synthase. The coding region runs from base 202 to 1551 and encodes 449 amino acids. Gene Ontology annotation, molecular function: homocitrate synthase activity. Gene Ontology annotation, cellular component: mitochondrion. The transcript has 8 exons. Lineage: Eukaryota; Fungi; Ascomycota; Leotiomycetes; Helotiales; Hyaloscyphaceae. The record is from RefSeq and is a predicted model, not a curated record.
CAACACGCCGUGUGCUUUUUCUUUUCCUCCCCCACAUUUGCGGAGUCAUAAGCAAAAACUCGACUCUGUCACUGUCUUACCAACCCACUAUCCCCAGUGAAUACAAAUACUGAGGAUAUCUCCCUCAAUCCCUCAAUUCCUCUUUCUUCCAUCUUUUCCUUUCUACCAACACAACUCGCCUUCCAACGAACACCGACCAACAUGUGCCCCUCGUGCGAACCUGAGCCUGCUGCCAAUGGCAAUGGCCAUGCCAAUGGAGCUUCAAAUGGCACCAAUGGAUCUUCCAACGGUUCUAACAGCCACCCAGGAUUCACCGCCGUCCAGACCAAGUCCAACCCCCAUCCUCACCGAGCGAACCCAUACCAACCCGUCGGCGACUUCCUGAGCAAUGUGUCGAAUUUCAAGAUCAUUGAGAGCACUCUGCGAGAGGGUGAGCAAUUCGCCAAUGCCUUCUUUGACACGGAGAAGAAGAUUGAGAUUGCCAAGGCGCUGGAUGAUUUCGGAGUCGACUAUAUUGAAUUGACUUCGCCUGCUGCGUCCGAGCAAUCAAGAGCUGAUUGCGAGGCAAUCUGCAAGCUGGGGUUGAAGGCUAAGAUUCUCACACACAUCCGAUGUCAUAUGGACGAUGCUCGAAUUGCUGUGCAAACUGGUGUGGAUGGAGUUGACGUCGUCAUCGGCACCUCCUCUUACCUGAUGGAGCACUCCCACGGGAAGGACAUGACCUAUAUCACAAAUACCGCGAUUGAGGUCAUCAACUACGUCAAAUCACACAAUAUCGAAAUCCGAUUUUCGUCCGAAGAUUCCUUCCGUUCAAACUUGGUCGAUCUCCUCUCAAUCUACUCAACCGUCGACAAGAUUGGUGUUAACCGAGUCGGUAUUGCGGAUACUGUUGGCUGUGCAUCCCCGAGACAAGUCUACGACUUGAUCCGAACUCUGCGAGGUGUUGUGAGCUGUGAUAUUGAGACACAUUUCCACAAUGAUACUGGUUGUGCCAUUGCAAACGCUUAUUGCGCUCUGGAGGCUGGCGCUACUCACAUUGAUACCUCAGUUUUGGGUAUUGGUGAGCGAAACGGUAUCACCCCUCUUGGUGGUCUCAUGGCACGCAUGAUUGUUGCGGACAGAGACUACGUUAUGGGUAAGUACAAGCUGCACAAGCUCAAGGACAUUGAGGAACUCGUUGCUCAAGCUGUGGAGGUCAACAUUCCCUUCAACAAUCCUGUAACUGGCUUCUGCAGCUUUACGCAUAAGUCGGGAGUUCACGCCAAAGCGAUUCUGAACAAUCCAACGACAUACGAGAUCAUUAAUCCAGCCGAUUUCGGCCUGUCAAGAUAUGUCCACUUUGCAUCACGCAUCACUGGAUGGAAUGCAAUCAAGUCAAGAGCUAAUCAGCUUGGUGUGGAAAUGACAGAUGAGCAAUACAAGGAGUGCACUGCCAAGAUUAAACUGCUUGCUGAUAUUAGACCCAUUACUGUCGAUGACACUGAUUCUAUUAUCCGGGAUUUUCAGCGGAAUCUCAAGCUUGGUAGAGAUCAUACUACACGACCAGAAUGAAAUAGAGAGCUUGUUAGAGUUGUUGCUUAAGUACUAAAUACUUAAAUCGCAAUUGUAGUUAGUCUUUAUAAAAAGCAAUAUUUACAAC